Messenger RNA from Symbiodinium sp. CCMP2456, 237 nucleotides. The record is from the annotation of a GenBank genome assembly. Lineage: Eukaryota; Dinophyceae; Suessiales; Symbiodiniaceae.
AUGCGUUGCAUGGAUCCUGGUAGGUUGGACCGCCUAGGCAUCACCAGGCAAAUCAGUCACCUUCCUCGGUUGGCCUGCCCGGUGGCUUUGGGCCAAAAAGCGAUGAGAGGCAUUGGCUGUCUGUGUCAGGAAUUAGAUGCCAGUAAUGCCGGUAAGCUGGGAAAGCAAAGUUAUCGAUUAUUGUGCUAUUCCGCAUUCCUGAAACAGAUGCAGAGCAUCCUCGCUUGUGCAUGCUGA